Olea europaea var. sylvestris is the source of this 1568-nucleotide messenger RNA. RefSeq lists its product as uncharacterized. Bases 350 to 1012 code for a protein of 220 amino acids. The transcript has 2 exons. The record is from RefSeq and is a predicted model, not a curated record. NCBI's taxonomy places the organism in Eukaryota, Viridiplantae, Streptophyta, Magnoliopsida, Lamiales, Oleaceae.
GUAUUUAGUCUUUCAUAAAUGUCAAAGUUGAUCAAGGAAUAGAUCAGCGUAAUCAUCUAGACGUCUGCUGCUUUAUUCUUGUCAACAUAUACAAAAGCCCCAUAUAAAAUCAUCUACCUUCAUCACACAACUCACACGCUCUCUCCCCCUCUCACUCACAGUCUCACACAAGUGAGCCAAGGGGUUCAGAGUAAGGGUAGACCAGGCGAGCAACCAGCUUUAUGUGGUCUGCUAUCAGAUAGCUCAAACCUUUCUUAAGGUCGUCGUUAUCGAAUUGUUGUUGACUUUCAUCGUUCAUUGUUCUACGUUUUGGUGUCCUAGGACCUCUCUCACAUAUAAACAGAUAAUCAUGGGAUUAGAGUGUGAAUCAGAGAGAAGUUUCAGGUCAUAUAAGUUUCGACUUCCGAAGUUGUCUGCACGAGUCAUGCAGUCACCGGAGCAUCCUGGGGCAGAGACACCACCACUGCAGACUUUAGCAUCGGUGCCAUUCAAAUGGGAGGAGGAGCCCGGAAAACCUCGGCCCUGCUCGAUUCUCUUCUCCCCGUCCAGCCCCAUUGACACUAUAGAACCCAAGUUCUUAGAGCUCCCUCCUAGGCUAUACAUGGAAUCCACCCCCAAAAUUACCAAAACACCCUCUCCCAUCACAGUCUUGGAUGGACCCUAUGUGGCCAGUAGACCGAAGUUUUCUUCUCUUAGAUUCUUUAGGGAGCGCCAAGAUUCCUUUGACAGUACCAGUAGCACAAGUCCUGAGAGAGACGAACUUGAUACCAUGGUUCUUGGCAAGAAAGAGCACAAAGGAAGAGGCUUUUUUGGUACUUGGGGUCAAAGGAAGGGUGGAAAAAGAGAAGUUGAUGAGAGUGCAAGGGUGCAAAAGGGAAAUAUGAGAAGAAAUGGAAGUUUUUCCAGUGUCCAUCAAGCAAAAUCUCACCUCUGGGCUGCUAUAUAUGAAGGUUUCAAGCAAGUUAUACCAUGGAAGAGCAGAAAACCAAAGAAAGAAGGGCUCAACGUUUGAGUCUUAUGAAUUUGGAGUGAUAUGGAGUUCCUAUUUCGUGAGGUGUGCUAUGAUUGAUAGUCUCACUUGUUACAAUAAGAAAUCUUCAGGCAUUUUGAUUUUUUUUGUAUAGUUAGAAAGAUACGAAAAAUACAUACUAAUAGUAAGACUAAUAAUUACAAUAUGCUGAAUAUGAAAAUUGAAGUCUUGAAUAUGUUUUCAGAGUGGUAAUGGACUUCUUGGAUUGAAACGUCAGGGAGUUCAAGUGCUACAAAAAUGAAAGGUUCGAAGUGAUGAGGUCAUCACCCUGUUCGGCCAUAUUAUUUUGCUUUGGACUAUUUUACUUGUGCUUUCUAUUGGGUUUAUAUUAUGGGUCGGCCCAAGACCUUUUUUUUUGGUUUACUUUAGGUUUGUUUAUUUGGCUGUUUAUAUGUUGUAAUUGAACGAGCAAGACUUGGGACUAUUUUUCUUGUGCUUUCUAUUGGGAUUGUAUUAUGGGUUGGCCCAAGCCCUUUUUUGUUUACUUUAAGUUUGUUUAUUUGGCUAUUUAUAUGUUGUUAUUGAACGAGCAAGACUU